Molecule: messenger RNA, 2676 nt
Organism: Pseudozyma flocculosa PF-1
Lineage: Eukaryota; Fungi; Basidiomycota; Ustilaginomycetes; Ustilaginales; Ustilaginaceae
Exons: 1
Coding region: 1-2676 (891 amino acids)
Cellular component (GO): cytoplasm; microtubule; membrane
Molecular function (GO): GTPase activity; GTP binding; microtubule binding
Source: RefSeq, a predicted model, not a curated record
AUGAACGAUUCGAGCAGCGAGCAGAGCAUCUUCGACUGCCAGCGCGGUGGCAGCGUCGACAUGCCUGACUCGGACACCAGUGGCGAGGACGCCGACUGGCGCCCCACGAUGGGAGCCACCGAGUUCGGCGCGAUCUCGAAUCGCCUCCUCGACAUCGGCCAGCGCGUCGAAGCCCUCAACCAGCUCGCUCAAGCCUCGAAUCCAGGAACAAAGCAUGGGACCGACAAGGUCGCUUCGUCGCCGUCCCUCCAGCCCGUGAUCCGUCUGCCACGGCUGGCGCUGCUCGGCAACCAGUCGGUCGGCAAGAGCAGCCUGGUCGAGGUCAUCUCGGGCGUCACGCUGCCCCGCAGCAUGGGCACCUGCACCCGCGGGCCGAUCGACAUCACCACGCGCCAGCCCGACCGCGAAGAGGUCGAGCGUGGCGUGACGCCUUGGUUUGCCCGCGUCACGCUCAAGCUCAAGAGUGCCCCGGGCCGCCCGGUCGCCUUUGGCGACGACAUUCACGACCAGCGCGCCGUCGCCGGUCGUAUCCGCCGGGCCUCGCUGGCGCUGCGCGAGAUCUGCAGCGGCAGCAGGGCCGGCGACAAUCUGGAGCGCUUCCUCCAUGCCUCGGACGACGAGCUCGACGAGCUCGAGGACCAGCCUGAUCGACCGACGUUUUUCACCGACCGGAUUGGCGUCGAGGUUGUGGGCGUGCACCUGGCGCCGCUUCGCUUUACCGACCUACCUGGACUCGUGCACAACGCCGACGAGGACGACAUCCUCACCAUCAAGCGCAUGGUCGAGGACGAGAUCUCCGACCCAGACUGCCUCAUCGUGCUCUGCGUCUCGCUUGCCGUCGACAUCGCGACACAGAGCGCCUUUCGCACGGCGGCGAGCAAGGAUGCAGACGGCGCGAGGACGAUUGGCGUCUUCACCAUGCCGGACCGCAUGCAGGCCGACAGCUGGCGUCAGUGGGUGCCCGUCGUCGAGGGCAAAGGCAGGAACCUCAAGCGCCUGCUGCACGGCUGGCACGUCAUCCGCUGCCCCUCGCCCGGCGAGGACGCGUCGGCGACGCUGGCCGACAAGCUCGCCGCCGAGCGCCGCUUUUUCGCGCAGACCUCGACCGCCUUCCGCGAGCUGUGCGCGCAGCUCGAGCCCGACUUUGCCGCAACGAGGUGCGGCAUCGAUCGCCUGACGAGCUUCCUCAGCCAGCUGCUCGUCUCGCGCCUGCGUCAGACGAUCCCUGCCUGCUGCGCCGCGGUCCACUCGAUCCUGGUGCAGAAGCAGGCCGAGCUGGCCGAGCUCCAGCAGCGCCAGGAGGACCGCUUCGAUCCGGCCGCCACCCUGAGCGAGCUGGUGAGCGGCUUCAUCGCCAGCUUCGACCGUCGUCGACCGGUCGUUGAACUCGACGGCCAGAUCAAGCGGGCUGUCCUUGCGAGCGCGCCGCGCCUCCUGCCGUUCACCGAGGAAGAGGCGCGCGACGAGGCCAAGAUCGGCGGGUACGUCGAGACGCCCUGGUCGUUUUGCAACGCCAAGGAGAUGGCCGUACAAGUAGACGCGGGUGGAAGCGCUGCCGUCGGCGCCUCGAACCCUUUGAAGGCCAUGUACCUCGACGAGGUGCGCCGCGACCUCGACUCGGCCGGACCGGACUUCCUCCACCGCCUCCUCAACCUGACGGGCGACUUUGAGGACCAGAUCCGGCGCAGCUUUGUCGAGAUCGCGUCCGACUGCUUCCGCAAGAUCCGCACCGAGCUGUCUCACACGCUGUCGGACCACGUCGAGCGCGCCUUUGCCGGCCAUGCCAAGCUGGGCGCCAAGGUGCACGACGUCGUGACGGCGAGCCUCAAUGCGCACCUCAAGAUCGAGGAGGGCCGCGUCAAGGCGUCGAUCCACUGCAGCACCGCCUCCGACGACCUUGGCAAGGCCGACGCGUGGGCCGACGAGGAACUGGCGCGCUACAAAAAGGCGCGCCUCCACGCCAGCCUGGUCGGCGCUGGUCUGCGCCUCGAGGAGCUCAAGACCAAGGCCGACGGUUUGCUGCGGGCCCUCGCCGAGUUCGGGCUGAAACCGUGCCCCACCUUCCCUUCGUCGAGCAUGGGUGCGGGCGCGAUCGAGGACGGAGUGGGAUCGCUGUGCGACGAGCCCGUCCGACCUGGCCGAGCACGGGCGACCCUGACGACGACGACGACGACGACGAGCAAGGGGGCACUGUACGCCUCGCUUUCGCAGCUCCUGCCCGACCACCCGGGCUACUUCUCCGCCGAGCUGCGCGCCAUGGCGCUGCUUCGAUCGCGCUACAACCUCCUCUCGACGAACCUGUACCACGAAAUCUGCAAGGCGCGCAACAACGUGCUGGCCCAGGUGCACCAGGACCUCGUCAAGGGACUCGGCUGGGAGCUGUGCGGCGGAAAGUCGGCGGCCGAGCUGUGCGCCCUCUACUUUGCCAACGUCGAUCGCGAUCGGCGCGCCGCCGAGGCGGUGCGCGCUCGGCUCGAGGACGAGGUGCAGACGCUCGCCGAGAUGAAGAAGGAUCUCGUCGCUAUCCAGGCUGGUCAGGUCGUGCCGGGCCGUGGGGCCAAGAGGCACAGGAGCGACGGCGAUGAAGAGUCGGACGUGGGACCCGUCGAAGUGGCCGGGGCCGUCAAGAGGGCCGCUUCGUCGUUUUCAUCGUCAUUGUCGUCCGGCACCAAGUGA